Molecule: messenger RNA, 453 nt
Organism: Peronospora belbahrii
Lineage: Eukaryota; Oomycota; Peronosporomycetes; Peronosporales; Peronosporaceae
Source: the annotation of a GenBank genome assembly
AUGCUGCCACUUUCAUUGCUCAAGACAGCGCAGGGACACCCGAUGCUGGUGGAGCUAAAGAAUGGAGAUACAUACAAUGGACACCUCGUCAACUGCGACACGUGGAUGAACGUCAAUCUGCGCGAAGUCAUUUGCACGUCCAAGGACGGUGACCGUUUCUGGAAAAUGCCUGAAUGCUAUAUUCGUGGCAACACUAUCAAGUACAUCCGUGUUCCCAACGAGCUUCUGGAUAUGGUGCAUGAGGAUGACUUCACUAGACGCGACCGUCAAGCCUACCGAGGACGUGGCCGUGGAGGCCGUGGCGGCAUUGGGGGUCGAGGAGGUCGCAGCGGCCGGGGUGGGCGCGGCGGACGUGGGGAUGGUCCAGAUGGCCGAGGUGGACGUGGUGAUGGUGGCCGUGGCCGUGGUCGAGGUGGUGGGCGCGGUCGUGGACGUGGUCGUGGCGACAAUUAG